Molecule: messenger RNA, 474 nt
Organism: Annulohypoxylon truncatum
Lineage: Eukaryota; Fungi; Ascomycota; Sordariomycetes; Xylariales; Hypoxylaceae
Exons: 2
Coding region: 1-474 (157 amino acids)
Source: RefSeq, a predicted model, not a curated record
AUGAUCACAGUCGAAGUACAACCGCCGUCCCAAGUACAGGCAGGUGCGGUCUUAUACCCGCCUCUUGUUGUAAGCUCCGAGAGCAACGACGCCUAUGAUUUCAUACAGAUCGCCCUUAUCGACCCGUACGGACGGGUCCUCGAGGACCAACUGUAUGGCACAUUAACAAUGUCCGGCAGAGGUCUAGACGACAGAUCUUCUUCCAGAAGCAGCAGCAGAACAACAGAAUAUUUUGUGUUUCCCGAUCUCGUUGUGAGCUACGCCGGUACCUAUUCUCUUCAAGUGAGCGCCAUACGCAUGGAUUACGGAUCUCCUGACGGCGCCGCGGCGGUCAUUGCUGAGUCAACGAUGACAACGCAGAUCAUUGCCUACGACCAGAGCGUUGCUGCUGAAAUUCCUUCCUCUGACGAACAACAUCUCCUGAGGAGAUUACGACGAAACGGCGGGUUUGGAGUCCCACGAGCUCCCAGAUAG